AUGGAUACUGCACUAACAGCUCUAAAAGGAGAAAUUAAUCGCCUCGGUUUUGUUUCAGAAGAAAAAUUACGUUUAUUAAGUUACUUCACUGGAAAGGAAAAACUACGAGUUGAUGCACAAUCUUGCCUUGAUGAUUUAACAGAGGAUGAUGAGAAAUGUGGUUAUUUGAGGUUUCUAAUCUCUAUGCCUGAGCCUCAAGGCAUACCAACCACUGAAAUCAUCAAAAAUAUUCUUCGUGAAUCAAUUUCAAAAUUUGACAAUAUCCCGGAUGGCGUUCCCAAUAUUUCGAUUUUUAGAUUCACUGCCCCCGGGUAUAGGUGCAUUACCAAUAAAGUGGAUGGAUGCACUACCGCAAAGGUAAAGGUGUGUUACCACGAAAGUGGAUACACUACCACCACGGAGGUUCACUGCCCCGGGUAUAGGUGCAUUACCACUAAAGUGGAUGGAUGCACUACCGCAAAGGUAGAGGUGGAUACACUACCACAGAGAAUCAACAGCCAAACAACGACUCCCGUUUUUACUUUAAAAAGUCAGAGAAGAAACUUCGAAGAAAGAAAAGCUAAAGAAACAACUCGCAAAACAUCUCUCAGCACUGAGUGGAUUCAUGCAAUCGUUUUGUAUGAUACAGUCAAGUCAAGUAACGCGAAAACCGAAGACAUAUCUUUACCACUACUCAAGUCUGAGCACGCUAAAGAAGUUAUACUUGAACUGGCCAACCGGGGGGAAGUCGCGUUUGGUAGCACAUUCUACCAAAGUGGAUUACAUUACUUGCAAGAAUGCCAAUAUAAACCAAAACAUUGCAUGAGCUCCUCAAGAGAACGAAACAGCACAUCAAUGAAAAGUAUCAACACAGACACAAUCAGUAUUAACAAGAAGCGUAAAAUUGAGGAAUUGGAGGAGGAGCUCAUUUUUCUCGAUGGAAAUGAGAAUAAGAGGCUCAAGCUUCCGUUUCUCACUCUUCAUGAAAUCUACUCUCAUCGGAUCUUUGACGCGCUUCCACUCAUCAGGGUCCUCGAGUCCCUAGUCAAUGCGAUCUCACCAGACCAAAAUAAGAGGUUGACCAUCUCACUGACUCGUUCUUACUCACAAAACCACCAUUCUCUCCAAGACAAACAACAAGUAGUUAGCCGUAAGAAUGUGAUUGAUGGUGGUUCACCAAGUAUGCUGGAGAAAGACCUUGUGGAGAAAGAGCAUAAUAAGUGUAAAAAUAUCGGAAAACAUAUCUUCCUUUUGUCACCGAUUCCAGAAAGCGUAAUGAUGAGACCUAUAAGAAAAAUGAGAUUUUAA
Molecule: messenger RNA, 1287 nt
Organism: Ambispora gerdemannii
Lineage: Eukaryota; Fungi; Glomeromycota; Glomeromycetes; Archaeosporales; Ambisporaceae
Source: the annotation of a GenBank genome assembly